ACCUCAGUAUUUUUUACAUUCGAAUCUUGUACUUUUAUUUUGUUUUAAUUUAUUUGUGAUUUGAAAUCUGAAUUGGAAAAACUAAGGAAACAUGGACGAAGAAAACUCUGACGAUGGCCUUUUGAUAGAAGAAAAUUAUUACAGUUUUUUAAACGUAGCAAGAGAUGCUACUAUUGAAGAUAUAAAUGCAUCAUACAGAAAUCUAAGUCGGAUUUACCAUCCAGAUAAACAUAUGAGUGCAGAAAGUAAACAGAAAGCCGAAUUGUUGUUUAAUAGAACGAAAACAGCAUAUGAAGUUUUAUCUGAUCCACAUAAGCGCGCGAUAUAUGAUUCAUUAGGUAUUCGAGGACUUCAAACAGAGGGAUGGGAAAUAGUUCAUAAACAACGAACUCCAGCUGAAAUUAGGGAAGAAUAUGAAAGAUUAGCUAGAGAAAGGGAGGAAAGAAAGCUUCAACAACGUACGAACCCUAAAGGGAAUUUAACUGUUAAUAUAAAUGCCACUGAUGUUUUCAGCUAUUAUGAUGAAUUUGAUGAACCUGGAGGUUUUCCAAUUAUUGAAGUGUCCGGAAUGAGUAUUUCUCAAUCAAUUGAAGCACCUAUAACAUUACGCGACACUGUUAUUAUGUCUGGCAGUUUACAAUCAUCUAAUGGAAAUGGUUCUGGCGGUUUUGUCAUAUCAGGUAGACGAUUAAUUAACAAAGGAUGGCUCGAAAUGGACGUUGGAGCUGGGAAUGGCCCUAUUAUAGGUUUCAAAGGUUCUAGAAAUCUAACUCAAAAAGUUUAUUUAAAUGGUGGUGCUACGCUGAAUUUUAGGCGAAAUGGCAUAAUACCUGGCCUGGUCGGAACUUUAGCAGUACAACUAGACAAACAUACUGUUGGUUAUUUGACUUAUAAUGCUGGGCAAACUUCUAUGUCAACUGUUAUUGAACAUAAUGAUGAAAAAAAUGCAUGGAAUACAUCAAUUGUAAUAGGUAUACCGCAUUGCUAUAUAACUGCAAGUUACACAAGAAAACUUUUAGAGAGUGAGUUAAAACUAAAGCUUGCAGGAAGAGUUGGAACCUUUGGUUAUUAUGCGGAAUAUGGUGCUGAAAAGAAAGUGUCGAAAUAUAGCUCAGUUUUAGCAUCAGUUUCUAUUGGAGUACCAACUGGUGUAACCUUAAAACUGAAAAUCAUAAGAUCAUCACAAACGUACACAUUUCCAAUUCACUUAAGCGAAGAAAUAGUUCCAGCUGCCGUUUUUUAUGCAACUGUAACACCAUUAAUUGCUUGGUUUGUUCUAAAAAAAACUAUUAUUGAACCAAUGAAUGCGGCACAAAAAAAAAUUGAAAUUGACAAAGCGAAAGAAACAAACAGACAAAGAUUGGCCGAAAAAAAGAAGGAGGCUGAAGCAGCUGUCGAUUUAAUGAAAGCUCAAUGUGAAAGAAUAAUUACUGAUGAAGCUAAAAAAAGUGGCCUUUUAAUAGUUAGCGCCAUUUAUGGAAAACUAAAUAUUGAUUCAGAUUCUAGCCAAGAAAGUGAAAUUAUUCUUGAUGUAACAAUUCCCGUACAAUGUUUAGUUAGAGAUAGUAAAUUAAUUUUAUAUAGUGCAAGCAAAAGUGAACUGCCUGGAUUUUAUGAUCCUUGUGUUGGUGAAGAAAAACACUUAAAAAUAGAGUAUUCUUACCGUGAAGUAGUCCAAACAAUUAUUAUUGCUGAUAAUGAACCCUUACGUUUACCACGAUUAGUAAGCAGUAACACUAAUAGUAGUUCAACAAUAUCGCCAACAAGAGCAAAUGCUAAUAACAACCAGAAUACAUAAAUAUAGUUUAAAUAUAAUAUAGAGAAAUAGAAAAUUAGAAGAAAACUCAAAGAGAAGAAAAAUAAACUGUUAAUUCAUUCA
Molecule: messenger RNA, 1879 nt
Organism: Condylostylus longicornis
Lineage: Eukaryota; Metazoa; Arthropoda; Insecta; Diptera; Dolichopodidae
Product: dnaJ homolog subfamily C member 11
Exons: 6
Coding region: 92-1798 (568 amino acids)
Biological process (GO): cristae formation
Source: RefSeq, a predicted model, not a curated record